GUCAUCCAACGUAAUUAGCGUUCGUCCGCUGCCGGCGUCACGUUCUUUAACCUGUUCCAGGGAUGUGUACGGAGGAACAUGGCGAAACCGUGGAGACGCUGUUGGAGGUGGCGGACUACAGCCUCGACCUGUACGAGUUUACUAGAAACCAUAUGCUGUUUUAACGGAACUUCUGCUACCUCGUUGUUCCUCCGAGGAACUGGAACCGUCUCUGGCCCGGGAAAUGAGGGGCUGUCCUCAAGGACUGUACACACAACCUCACUAGGCAACUCUAUUCUGACAAGGCACAAAUCAAGGUUGCUUUACCCUACACAGAAGCCUUGUUGCUGCAAAAGGAUACACAGCGACGCCAAGUUGAAGGACCCCUUCGCUCUAGCCCAAAAAGACUUGAAUAAUUUGUACGAAGAUAUCAAGAAGGAACUUUUUGUGUCCAAAUCAGAGUUGAAGUCCUUAUGUGACUACUAUUUUGACGGGAAGGGCAAGGCUUUCCGACCCAUGAUAGUGGUGCUGAUGGCCCGGGCCUGCAAUAGUCACAGCAACCAAGACGGAGAUCUGCUCCCAGGUCAGCGAUCCAUAGCUAUGAUCUCUGAGAUGAUCCACACUGCCAGCCUGGUCCACGAUGAUGUCAUCGAUGGCUCGGACAAGCGCAGGGGGAAGACCACUAUCAACGAAGUGUGGGGCGAGAGAAAGGCCAUUUUAGCUGGAGACUUCAUCCUCUCGGCAGCCUCCAUGGCUCUGGCCCGUAUCGGCAACAACACAGUGGUGUCAGUCCUGUCUCAGGUCAUGGAGGAUCUGGUGCGAGGUGAAUUCAUGCAGCUGGGCUCCAAAGAGAAUGAGAAUGAGAGAUUUAAACACUACCUCGACAAGACAUUUAAGAAGACUGCCAGUCUUAUCGCCAACAGUUGUAAAGCUGUAUCCAUUCUAGUGAACUCUGAUCCAGAGGUUCAUGAAAUAGCCUUCCAGUAUGGGAGGAAUGUUGGCAUCGCCUUCCAGCUGGUGGAUGAUGUGCUUGACUUCACAGCGUGUGCCAGCCAACUAGGAAAGCCUUCAGCUACAGAUCUCAAGCUGGGUCUGGCCACCGGACCAGUCCUGUUUGCCUGCCAACAGUUUCCUGAGCUGCACGGUAUGAUCAUGAGGCAGUUUAGCUCCAGUGGAGAUGUCGCUCGUGCCUGGCAGUAUGUCCAGGAGAGUGAGGGUGUGGAUCAGACCAACUUCCUGGCCCAGCACUACUGCCAAGAGGCUAUCCGGCAGAUCAGCUUGCUCAGGCCCUCUGUGGAGCGGGACGCCCUUAUCAGGCUCACCCAGAUGGUCCUUACCCGUGACAAGUGAGCCCCCACCACGUCACUUCAGGCAGCUACUUGUACCUGUGGAAGGCCACCCCAUGGAGGGGGGUGAUGGUUUCAAGCGGUGAUGUUCCCAUUGGGUCCUGAUGGAACACUGUUUAUUUUGUUUACAUAACUAAGAUAAAAGGUGGAACUAAACUGUGCAUACACAGGUUCUUCAGGACUGACUUCUGAGAUGCACUGCUUCACAUUACUUGUGUCUUCUUCCUUUCCUCUGGGAAAACACUGAAGGGCUCACAGAACAAAGAAUGUUAUUGAAUGUUAUGGGUUUUCAAUGCCGGUCCUGCAGGACCCCCCCCCUCCUGCCUGAAAAAAGGUUUCUGACUUCAAAGCGAUAAAAUGACAUGUCAGUGAGGAUUUGACACAGAUCAUUGUUUUAAAAAAUCACUGAAUUAUCAAAUGUUCAUUGUAUACAGUACUGUAACUGCAGCCCCCCCACCCACCUUGAACUGGCAGAUUGUAUUUGGUCAUCAAAGGCAGUUGACAUUGCUCUCAAGGUUUGGGACGGAAUGGCCACUGCAGAAUAAUUUUUAUUCCAUGAUGAGACCGAAGAUAUAGUGUCAUUGUGAUAUAGGUGGUGUGUGUGUGUGUGUGUGUGAAGACAUUGCUUGAAGAUCCGUCCGCACCGCACGAAUGCCAAACUUUUGUCAUGGUGAGUCGUACCAAUUAGAGAAUGUUGUUAUAUAUUGUAGAUGCUUCCUGUAUCAAGUGAUUAAUAACAAUGAAGGCCUUAACAUCCACAAUCACUGUACUCAAAUUAAAACAGGUUUUGUUUUUUGAA
Molecule: messenger RNA, 2124 nt
Organism: Salmo salar (Atlantic salmon)
Lineage: Eukaryota; Metazoa; Chordata; Actinopteri; Salmoniformes; Salmonidae
Source: RefSeq, a predicted model, not a curated record